UACAGUAAAACUAAUAAGUUCAGCAUCAAUGUCAAAGACCUGCAGAACUAUUUAUUUUAGGGAAUUAUUUACGUCCAUAAGCUGAAUGACAAUAAGUUUAUAUAGAUUUUGCAAGUCCAACUGAAUUCAAAAUCCGUACGUGUAUGAAAAAUUGGUUUCGAAUCAUAUUUGACGAACAACAAUGAAUUAUAUCAACCGGUGAUUACUUAAGAUUUUCUGUCUAGUUUUGUUUGAACUAGUCGUUGUUGAGUAAGCCUGUUCUGGUCCUUUCCCUAAAGCGCGUUUUCGUAAGCAUGAAUCCGGAGAGGGUCGCAUUGCUUAAGCAGUUUGUUGAGUUGCUUAAAGAGAAACCUGAAGUUCUCGACACCCCUGAACUCUCGUUCUUCAAAGACUGGCUUAAAAGUCUUGGGGCUAACGUUCCUGAUUCACAACCUAACCGACCCACUGAAAAUUCAUUUUCAGACGACUCUGGUGCAGAUGAGACCUCAGAAUCUGAAAUAGAGUUUGAUGAUGAAGUGCUGCCAAAGGAACCUGUCCCAGACCUAGAUAUGGGUGACGAUUCGAUAGAAGUAACUGAUGAAUUGAGAGAAAAAGCUGAAGAAAAGAAAUGUGAAGCAAUGGCUAAAAUGUCUGACGGAGACUUUACUGGGGCCGUUGAUUUGUUCACCGAAGCAAUUAAACUAAACCCCCAGUCCUCACUAUUUCAUGCUCGACGUGCAAGUUGCUUUGUACGAAUGAAAAAGCCGUCCCAUGCUAUCGCAGAUUGUGACAAAGCUAUUUCGUUAAACCCUGAUUCUGCACAACCUUACAAAUGGAGAGGAUUUGCUAAUAAAAUGAUUGGUAAUUGGGAAGCCGCCUAUCGGGAUCUUCAGACAUCUUUGAGGUUAGACUACUCAGAUGAUGCCAAUGAAGCGAUAAAGGAAAUCGAACCAAAGCACAAACGAAUCUUCGAACAUAACAUGAAGUAUGAACGUAAACGACAAGAAAAGCUAGAACGAGAAAAACGCGAGCGAAUUCGAAAAGCACGAGAAGAGCGUGAACGCGCCCAGAGAGAUACAGAAAAACCCGAUUUUGACAUUCCAGGAAGCGGCAACAUUCCAGGCAUGGACAAUAUGUUUUCGCAACUGUUCAAUGAUCCAGAAUUGAUGUCUGCUAUCCAGGACCCUGAAGUGAUGAAGGCAUUCAGCGAAGUAUGCUCAAACCCAGCUGCCAUGGAUAAGUACAAAAACAACCCCAAGGUAAUGAAGGUCAUUGAGAAAAUGAAGAAUAGAUUUGGUGGUGGUGGCGGUGGUGCUAUGCCCGGUAAGUCAACCAUACCGACAGAUUUGGAUUUGAAUAACGUUUACAAACUUAUAUACACCUUAAAGUGCACUUUCUUUUCGAUGUAUCAGUUAACAGAUUUGUAGUUAGUAUAGGUAAUCAGAUUUUCGAACAGCGUAUAUCACUAUAGCCACGUCCAGUAAUGUUAGACAGACGUUUAAAUAUAAAAUUUGUCUAAUAAAACAUUUUCCUAAGUAUUCUUGAUAUCAAGAUCAGCUACGUGAUCGUGAAUAAUACUGCAGCUUGUAGAUGUGGUUCAAUGGUAUUUUCACCAGUCUACAGACUGGUGCAUGUGCUAAGAAUUUGCACUCGACUUCAAUGAAUUGGUGAGUUGCGCUUUUGAAUUUUACGCAGUAAAUGGGGUCCAACAACGCUAUUUCAAAACCUCAUAUGACUCUUAGUCGGGCUACAUUUCAUUGGAGUCGAAACAUUCAGUUGUUCAUUUUAUUAAAGACCUAUCGGUCUAUCUUUUGCUUACUCAGCUAUGUUUAAAGUAAAUAACAAAAUAAAACUUGUCUAUUUUAUCAAACGUAUUUAUAAAAACGGUUAGCUUCGUAGUAUAUUCCUCAUGUAUUUAAUGUGGAUAAAUUUUUAGGAGGUAUGCCGUUCGGAAUGGGUGGAGCCGGGUUCAAUAUGCCUAACCAGUCAUGUCCAGAUCUAGACUAGGUAAAGAAACAUUGAUCUCAGUCAUCUGGUGGUUCCAUUUAAAUACAUUUAAUCCCUCGACAUUUUCGUACAUAUGAAUAAAAGCUUCCAGACUGUU
Molecule: messenger RNA, 2083 nt
Organism: Schistosoma curassoni
Lineage: Eukaryota; Metazoa; Platyhelminthes; Trematoda; Strigeidida; Schistosomatidae
Source: the annotation of a GenBank genome assembly